AUGCCCCCUUCUCAGUCUCUCCACAGACCCAUCUGUGAGCAGCCCAGGUCAACCGGUGCUCCUCAGAGGGCUCUGCACGUCCAGGUGGCCUCAAGGUCACCACCCUCUGCCUGGCCCUAUGUGCUGGAUGGUCCUGGAAACAAACCAGACCUCUGCCAGUCACCAGAGCCACCUGAGCCCAGCGUGCAUUCACAUGCGCACAUGGAAGAAUACCUAUCAGCUGGGCUGCAGGGCCCCCACCCCCACCUCCUGGUGUAUUCCUGCGUUUCAUCCCUUCUUCUGAACUUUGGGUACCCUCUCAAUUGCCACCUCCCAUCCUAUCUAGUCUUUUCCUGUAGUCCCAGCCCCAUGUGA
Rangifer tarandus platyrhynchus (Svalbard reindeer) is the source of this 354-nucleotide messenger RNA. The record is from the annotation of a GenBank genome assembly. Lineage: Eukaryota; Metazoa; Chordata; Mammalia; Artiodactyla; Cervidae.